Molecule: messenger RNA, 4767 nt
Organism: Ctenopharyngodon idella (grass carp)
Lineage: Eukaryota; Metazoa; Chordata; Actinopteri; Cypriniformes; Xenocyprididae
Gene: bmp10
Product: bone morphogenetic protein 10
Exons: 2
Coding region: 370-1848 (492 amino acids)
Biological process (GO): SMAD protein signal transduction; BMP signaling pathway
Cellular component (GO): extracellular region
Molecular function (GO): cytokine activity; growth factor activity
Source: RefSeq, a predicted model, not a curated record
AGUCAGAGAGAGAGAGAGGAAAAAACAUUUGAAAAGAGAUGCCACAGAGGGACAUCUCUUUCACGUAGUGAAACCACCCUCAAGCCCAAACUUUUCAGACAUCAAAAGGUGAGAAGAAGAAUAAAUGCUCAGAGUUCAGGAAUAGCGGCACUUUAAUGCAGUGACCAGUGUGCAGCUACCAAUAAAAACCAAAGCAGCACAGGACGGCUCUACUUUCCUACAUUCUGCACUGCAGUGACAAUUGACCUUCUAUUCAGAAGCAAGACUUGACUACUUCAAAUUAAGGGCAUUUGUCACUGGAUCUAUAUCCAGAUUUUGCUCCUGCAACUCUGCACCUAUAGCUGAUACACACCUCAUUUGCCUUACAACAUGGCUGGCGGCAGGAAUUACUUCUGGAUUAUGUGUUCAUCCACCAAAUCUGUUUUAUUGGCCUUUUUCUUGCUUUUCUUGGGACCUUUCUGUGCACAAAGUAACCCUAUCGGCUCUCCGGAGAGGCUACGGAUCGCUCCAGGGUUGGAUGACGGACAUGGAGGGGUUCUAGAUCCUUCACUCCUGGAGCAGGACAGUGAGGUGGACAUGCAGAGCUUGCUAGAAACCCUGAAGGGACAGUUUCUACGUACAUUCAACCUGACACGUCCCGGCCCCCCUGUGCAGCCAGGGGCCCCUCGUGUAGAGCCCCCUGAGUACAUGCUGGAGCUCUACAACCGCUUUGCCAAUGACCGAACAGCUAUGCCUUCUGCAAACAUAGUACGCAGCUUUAAAAAUGAAGACUCCUCCCCUAGCAGCAUGGGACCUGGUGGAGUGAGACUACACCCACUUCUCUUCAACGUGUCAAUCCCACACCAUGAGAGAGUCACCACAGCUGAGCUCCGACUGUAUACUCUGGUCCAGACUGACCGCAACAAAUACGCUGGUGUUGACAGAAAAGUGACCAUAUAUGAGGUCAAACAGCUUGAAACCAACAGCAGUCAGCAAAUAAAAGGUGACAAUAUUGAAGGAAAUCAAACCAGGCAAGAGGGAGAAACAGAACUAGUGGAGUUGGCGUCACGGCAGGUUUACGGUACAGAUAACGGUUGGGAAUCCUUUGACAUGACCGCUGCAGUGCACCUUUGGCGGAAAUCAGACUAUGGCACCACCCACAGGCUCGAGGUUCACAUAGCCAGUUUGAACUCUCAGAGUGUGGUGGCAUCUGAAGGUGGGGAUGAAGGCAAUGCCAUAGGAGGGGACAUGGACAUUGACACAAGCCCUGAUGACAAACACAAACCCUUAAUGAUUGUGUUCUCUGAUGACCAGAGCGGAGACCACCGUGGAGACAAACGAGAGCUGAAUGAGCUGAUCCGGCAUGAGACCAAUGGGCCAGGCGUUCAAGACAACUUUGAGCUGGAGUUGACCGGCCUUUGGGAUGACCUGGGAAUUAUGGGACAAAAAGAUGGGAAUGAGGAAGAGGAGCAGAGCGAGGAAGCUCUCCUACAGAUGCGCUCCAACCUCAUCUAUGACACAGCAUCUAGAAUUCGACGCAAUGCCAAAGGCAACCAGUGUAAAAAGAGCUCCCUCUACGUGGACUUCAAAGACAUUGGCUGGGACAGCUGGAUCCUGGCGCCCACCGGUUAUGAAGCCUUCGAGUGCACAGGUGUAUGCACGUACCCUUUGACCAAACAUGUGACACCUACAAAACAUGCCAUCGUACAAACAUUGGUCAGUCUGAAAAGUCCACAAAAAGUGUCCAGGGCUUGUUGUGUACCCACUGAACUAGAUCCCAUCUCCUUACUCUACCUAGAUGAUGCAGGUGUGGUGACAUAUCAGUAUAAAUUUGAAGGUAUGGUGGUAGCAAAGUGUGGAUGCAGAUAGUAUUUAAUGGACAUGGGGAAGUGGGGUGAAGCUGGGCCAAAAGCUUAGAGAUUGGACUGAAAGGAGACUAAAAGACAUUCACUGUCUAUGGCCUAAUACCAAGUUUCUUCCAAAUGGCAGUGGACGAGCUCUUACGCCCAACCUUAACAGCGUUAGCAGGAGUCAUGAUAUCAGUUGUGGAAUCAGCCAGAUCUGGAGCCAUGUGACGAGGGGCCACAAUGUAAGACUUAGUGGGAACGGUGACCAUUUCAUCCCCACUGAAUAAGGAUUGGGUGGAACAUAAGACAAUAAUUGAACCACUAACACGCCUCAAGAUCAGCCGGGAUAAAUGAGCUGUUCUUAUCAGUAAAGACUGAAGUUUAAGUCAGAGAUUAUAUCAACUCCAAAUCAUUACAUACUUGGCCAUAUUGUUUGCGUCAGCAGAGUCCUCGCUAAGUGGGUGUUUCGUAGAGAUGGCAGUGAACUCAAGCACCACAGGGUCAGUCCGGUGACCCUACCAGAGACAAGAAGCCUGUGAAAUGGUCUGUUUCCAGUUUCCACAAAGCUCAGUAUCGUAUCUGUCACGACAACGCCAAGUCAAUACACAGUUUCCUGCCUAACAGAAUGCAUUUGAUAUGAACUGUCCAAGUUAAAGUGAAAUUGUUAUCAGAAGAGUCUCGUAGAUGAGGGAAGGGGUAAAACAGACCAGAACGGACCAGUCUGGACUUCCGAAAGUGUCUGAGAACAACUCCUAAUCUGGAUAUUCACAGUUAGCGGUAUUGCAAAAGGACAAUGGCUCUCAUUCACUAAGCGUGCGUACACACAAAUUGUGCGAAAUAUGCAUGUUUUCACAAACAAAUCAUAAUUUACCAUUAACUUUUGUACUAAAAUAAAUUUUACAUUUACGAUUGUAUUUCAUCAUAUACAGUGAAAGAGUAAGAAAAGGUGCAUUAUAGCUCAAGCUUCAAGGUUUCUCCAUAGAAAAGUGCAUAUGAACAGCUGGCUAAUGAGAGGUCUGUAAUCUAUGUCUGUAAAAGGUGUUUAUUUUGUUUGAAUUGAUUUCAAGGAUGUCAGACUUGGCAUCGCUCAUCUUAUGUUUGCUGCUGAGAGUGACAAAGGCUUUAAAGAAAGGGUUGUGCCCUUAUAUGGAGAUGGUUUGGGCGUGUUUUAUGCUGUAGCUCAUUUAAUUCAAGUUUUUUUGUAUAGCGCUUUUUACAAUACAUUUUACAGAAAAUCUGUGUUUUUCAUGUUACAAUUUUUGAAAUUAUGAUUUUAUCAGUCAGAGAUGAGUGUGUCAAAGUAAUGUGCAUUUGAGUACUUCAAUAUUAUUAACAUUAGAACAGGCUUAAGAACAAAUGUGGUGAAUUAGGCUGAAUUUUUUUUUGUGAGAAAUUCUCCUGUGCAUAUAAAUACGAAAUAAUCCAUGCAGUUAUUAGUGAAUGAGACCCAUUAUUUCAGUGCUAAAAUUAAGCAAUAAACAGACGAUUGUAAAAGAGAGACAUCAAAAAAGGACAGUAUGACCUUUUAAAAUAUCUCAAACCAUCUAGAAUUCCUUGGGCCACUUAAUUCUGACUUUUUCCUUUCUUCAGUAACAUUUUUCUGCUGAAAUCUUGUCUUCAUUUGACCAUGGAAUUAACUCACAAAUCAGCAUGUCACUGCUGAGAUAUGAGAAUAGGACGGUUGACAAAGGAUGCACAGGUUGUACAGCUUGGUCCAUCCGCUUUGUUCCAUAAACGACAGACGGCAUCAUCACCUCCUCCUGCUCCCCAUGCCGUGUAAGCUGUGCUCCCACCCAUAAACAUGGACGUGAUGAGAAGGUGUCAGGACUGAAAAACGUGUGUGAGGACCAAAGACAAUUCCAAGCUGAACGGAUGGUGGGAGACAGAUGUUCCUAGGAACGAGAGGACAGUUGGCAGUUUUUAUAUCACUUCAUCAGUUUUUAUAUAACUUUUUGACCCCAAUCUACCAUAAAGCGAAGACACAUCAUUUACUCCCCAUCACUCUCCUUCUCUAGUCUUCUGUCAUCCUUCUCCUCCUUUUGGACCCUUAUCACCGUUAGGACUGGAGGAUGAAUGGAAACUGUCUCGCAAGGUCGUGCCACCCACAGAUAUCCUUCACAAGACUUUUCAGUCUGAUAAUAUUGGCCAGGAUUAUUCCCAUGCCUGACGCAUACUUUGCAUUUUUGACUUUAUAUUAUUAACUUCAUGUUGUUGAAAUACAAGUUGUGUUCUGCUGCUUUGAUUUAUUAUAAAGCUUAUUUAUUGAUUAAUUUAUUUGUUUUAUUAUUAUUUUGGUGACUUUGUAUAGCAAUACUGUACAUGACUGCAUACACUAUACAGAGUACAUGAUAUGAUGUUGUGCAAAGAAUAUGGGUCAAGCAUAUAAAUUAAUUUAAAAUCAAAUUAUUAAUUGCAAUAAUUUAUCCUUUUCUCCUCUAGUAUGUGUUAAAAUACUCAACGAUGUUGUACAUGCUUUAAUCAAUCACUUUUCAAGCACUGACGUCUUGUUAGGAUUUGUAUAUAUCUUUAAAUAGUUUGUUGAUCCUCUUGUCCCUUGCACCCAGACACUCCAUAACUUCUUAACAAGAUAUAUUUAGCCACAAUCAGUCCAGAGCUCGCUGUUUAGACAUUGGGUGUGGGAGCGAUUCAUAAAUUUAACUUCCCAUUGAAGACCAGCAGCUCAAAGGCCCAUAGUUUACAUGUGUCAAACAAAUGCACAUCCAUGGGAAGCUGACUGGAAACCAAUGACCACACAGGCUCAUCUGCUCUGCGGCUUGAGACUGUGCAGAUAUGUUUGUUUCUUUUUUGGGUGGUUAGGGGUAGGGGGCUUAUGAAGUCUUUAAGAUGUAAAAUUGGUAAUUGCCAGUUGCCUUUGUAAAACAAUGUAUUUUGCCAUGUACAAACGCACAGAAUGUGUAAAUAAAAUGAUAUUUUGAAGAAA